Tricharina praecox is the source of this 2247-nucleotide messenger RNA. RefSeq lists its product as uncharacterized. The coding region runs from base 425 to 2206 and encodes 593 amino acids. The transcript has 3 exons. NCBI's taxonomy places the organism in Eukaryota, Fungi, Ascomycota, Pezizomycetes, Pezizales, Pyronemataceae. The record is from RefSeq and is a predicted model, not a curated record.
CACUUCAUCUGAUCUGAUCACACCACGCAAAGAAAAGACGCAGCACCACCACCAGCACCACCACCAGCACCACAGCGACAUCGCGACGUCACCUCGCCCCAUCACAAUCAUCAGCAUCACCGGCAUCAUAGAUAUGGCCACUACUUCCUCUCCUCCCCUCCCCCCCAGCUCGGGUCAUGGGAUUGUUACUGCUACUCUUGUUGCAGGAGGUGAAAAAUGAAUCUUUCGAUUUCUCUGCUCUGAAAAACCGCGAAAAAUACUGGCACUGAACUGCACUGCACUGGAUUAAACCGAGACUCUACACACGGCUUCUGUCACCUGUGUGCGGGAACCUGCAUCGUGGGAAAAAAGAAAGAAAGACAGCUCUAUUCUCCGUCGAAGCUCUCGCCCGUGUCGUCGCUCCUCCUCCCCGAGCCAGCCAGCCAUGGCUCUCACCACCGGCCCCGGCACCACCACCGGCCUCGUCCCUUUCCGACGUCCCUACUACGCGCCAUGGGGCAUGCCGCUGGGCCUCGAGCGUCCGCGCCUGAGCAUUGACAGGCGGAGUGCACAGCCGCUAUCGCCAGCCGAAUUGUUGCGCCACCUCUUUGCUAUCGAAGCACCGCCGCGAAGGCUUGCCAUUUGCGCUUCUCCUCCGAUCACCGGACGAGGUGGGGAGGGAGAUGUUGGGGAGAAGGAGGAGGAGGUGAAGGCCGUUUGCACUGUUGAGCCUACGGAUGGCGCGACAUCGCCCACGAGGUUCGCCCUCAGCCCACCACUAUCGCUAUCGUUACCGCUACAACUACCGAUGUCGCGAUAUCGAUCGCCGCAACGGCGGGCACGGACAGGUGCACGGCCCACUUCGAUCUCGGCACUUCCUACUCCACCACCAGUACCUCCGGUUAUGGCCAAAGCAUGCAGCGGGGUAGCGGUAUCGUCGUCGGCGUCGGUGACAGUUAUAAUCCGCCUACCCCUCGACCGCAAAACGGCUGUCCUACCAUCACCACCACUACCAUCACUAUCACCAGCUGCGAAACAAUCUUCCUGCUCCUCUAUGGAUACUCCCUCCGCCACCAACGCUGUCGUCCUCGCCUGGGCCGCAAAGGGCUGGCACGUGCCGUCGGGCUCGGUUGCGUGGGACGUGGAGCCAGAGCUGUUGCUCGACAAGAUCUGGGGGAUAUACACCUGCCACCGGCAGCUUCGAGCUCACUCUACAGUCUCGGAGCCGGCGCACUCGACGAAGACGAAGCAGCUCCCGGCUGUCCCUUCCUCGCCUGCAAACGAGACCACUAAGCCAGAAGACCCCACGAUAACGACCAUAACCGCGACCUUCUCACAGCUAACUCUAUCACCAUGCCAGCACGGACACCUAAAGCGGCCUUUGUCACCAACGCAGGCUACACUUCCGUUCCCGCAGCCGCCGCUGCACCGCCGUCGGAUCACCACCGCCCCCUCCUCGCCCACCAAGCCCACCAAGCCUACUACGGAGCUGAUCCUGUUUACCGCCGCAUCCUACCCCUGCUUCCCCCACUCCAGCGCCUGCCCGCCGCUUGCAACAAAAACUACGCUGCUACUCCCGCCCGCACCCGCCCCCGCCGAGAAUUUGCGGAGUCAGCGGCACUUCUGCGGUGACCACGACGACGACAACGAGGAGGGCGUGGAGAUGGAGGAAGUCGAGUUCGCGGGGGUGGAUGAGGAUAUGGAGGGUGAGGAUGGGGAUGCAGGCUGCGGCAGCGACGACUACGAGAAGUUUCCCGAGUGCUGGCGGAAGGGCAUGCGCCGCUGCUGUAGCAGAUACGGCUAUGAGAACUGUCUCGAGGCGGUGCAGGAGAUUGUACUUGAAGAGGAGGCGCAAGACGAUCAUAGUGAUCACGACGACAGCGGGGCAUCAUUCCUCGCCGCGGCCAGCAGCUCCAGCACGUCCACCUCCCCGUCCAAUCAACCACGCACCCCUCCCUCCUCCCCCCCCCGCGACCCGACACACACGCACUACCGCACAGUCUCGACCAGCAGCACAUCGGCGUUCUCGCCGAUCUCGUCGAAAGCCUCGCAACUACUGCUGGAAGCCCAUCCCGCAGCGCUCCCGCGAGAGCGAAGAAGACAUCGCUCGCCGCUCGCGUUUGUCGAGAAGAUUUGGGGGUUUAAGAGAAGGCACUCGGCGGCGGAGGGGGGGAAGGCGGGGAGGGAGGGGCGUGGGUUGAAGAUAUUUAAGAGGGGGAGGGAUUGAUGGGAUGGGAGGGGAAGGGAUGGGAGGGGAGGGGAUGGGAU